Messenger RNA from Ostrea edulis (European flat oyster), 3658 nucleotides. RefSeq names its product LIM domain and actin-binding protein 1-like. Bases 1001 to 2581 code for a protein of 526 amino acids. NCBI's taxonomy places the organism in Eukaryota, Metazoa, Mollusca, Bivalvia, Ostreida, Ostreidae. Gene Ontology annotation, cellular component: actin cytoskeleton; plasma membrane. The transcript has a single exon. Gene Ontology annotation, biological process: actin filament bundle assembly. The record is from RefSeq and is a predicted model, not a curated record. Gene Ontology annotation, molecular function: actin filament binding.
UCUUUUUUUUCUAUAGGCAAAACACAGACGUAAAGAAAGACUCUCAACAAUAGAUUCAAUUGCGUAUAUACACCUGCACUUUUAAAAACAUAGGCGACGACAUCGGAGCGCUUUCUCCUGUCAAAAGGAGUGGUGUGGCGCAUCCCGGAGAUUUAAUCCUUAUCGAUAAUAUGUACCUUUAGUAUAUAUGUAUGUGUGUGUGUAUGCGAUUAAUUUGUAAUACAGGAAUUCUAUAUUUUACCGAAGACUGCAGGUCCGCGCAGGUAUCAGCCAAUCGGAGAGAAAAUUAAAUAACAGGUAUAAUAUAGAUUGAAUAACCGUCUUCAUGCAGACGGUCGACCCGGACUGUGGAUUCAGGUUUAUAUUGGAGGGAACCGGUCUGUCCAAUUCCUGACAGGCCACGGACUGUGUAUUACGAAGACCUCAAAGGUCAGGAAUUUAAAAAUGAAUGAAGAGGAGAAAUGAAGUAGAGAAAAGGUCCUUCAAUCGAUAACGAGACAGGAGUAUCCAACAACCAGGGCAGUCAGGAAAGGCGUUCCAGUAGCGGGUGUCCGAGUUAAUUGAUCUAUCGACGUGUAGGAAUAUUGUGUUUGAAUGGGGGUAUAACCUAUAAAAUCCGAGGAUAAAUGGUCGUGGGGUUAACGCGAUUUAACUUCUAUAGUCAUUUGGAGAGUCGCCAACAUAUCGAUCUAAAACACAUGUUAUUAUAAAUGGCUGCGAUAGCAGUAGGGUGGAAUUUUUAUAUAUGGUGACAACUGUCGUGUGUUUGGCAUCGUGUGAAUACCGAGGUUCGGAUAUCAAAAGAUUUCCCGAUAGGAGAAGCUUCGGGGAGGGCGAGGUGUUCCGGAGGACGGUUUUUUCUUCUCUCGCACCCGAUACAUGUUAAGGACAAACUGCACGAGCAUUUUGGUAUUUGUGUUUACAAGACUAAGAUCAUUCAUGAUAGAUCAUGUAGAAGAAAAUAUCGAACGAAACAUUAAAGGUAAGAUUUGAAUUCACAAUGGAGGAAGAUCGACCGACUUUCAAAAGUACUCUGCUAUGGCAGGUGAACUGCAAUUCUGUGAUGCAUCCUACUCCGCGGCGGACAAUUGCCACCCGUGAUCCGGAAUACCUACCACCGGAAGUACACGAAAACGUAGAGGAUAAGACAUUUUACGCAUCCGAGACCCAGCUUCCUCCGUCACGACCGCUAAGUUAUAAGUACGACCCUGGAGAGACGAGUGAUAAUGUCACCCCUGGUAGGCUACUGAAGCUUGAUCAUCUUGAUUGUCAAUUUACGGACGAACCGCACGAGAUUCACACGCGUGAGUACAGAAUUGACAGUGGUUAUGAUGAUUCCAGUCAUGUGUCGUCUGAUAGUAGUCAGGAGAUCGUGCCUCAAGCAGACGACAGGUCAGAGUCGCCGGAUAUCGAGGACAGGAUGAUCCGGGCGGAACAAAAACUAGUGAAGAGGAACAGUCGUCGAGUGGAGACUGUUCACGUUGAAAACCACAAACCACCGCGUGUUUCUUCUUUUGAGGAAUCUCCAAGUGAGGGUCAAUUUGACGGUGACCAUGCUUCGAAAAUGAAAUACACAAACGUUCAAGCACUUACUGCGAUGGCUCGGAAACUCUCUCGUCCGGUCCUCCGAAAAGAUGAGGAAUCGACAUCAUUUGAGGAAGAGUCAUAUGACAUCUCUGCAUGGACAAACGGAAGCGCUUCCACGGACUCGCCACGCAGUGACACCACUUGUGAAUUCGAUAAAUUUUCUGAAGUUACUGUAGAGACUAGGAAAGCCUCAAAACCUAUUGUAAGAGACCUUGACCUCACUCCGGAAAAAACCAGAUCUAGGUCAAUAACCACGAAGCAGGUCCUCUCCCCCACCGUCCCCGCUCUCUCGCCAAACAGAAACAAAUUCUCAUUUUCUAGAAGUCUGAGCACAGCCUCCAGUUACUCUUCAUCCUCCGAGGCCACAACCCCGAGUUACGUGCCUGAUCCCUGCUUCCGGUGUAGCAAGCAAGUCUAUCAGCUGGACAAGGUUGGACCAGUGAGGCGCGUGUUGUAUCACAAAAUGUGUUUUCGUUGUUCAGAAUGUAAUACUGCUUUGACAUUGAAAAACUUUUGUUCAAACGCUAACGAUAAAAAUGACAAGCAUGUUUACUGCAAGAAGCAUCAGCCGCAACAGGAGAAAGCCCACGUGGACAUAGAGGACCGGAACAUUAACAUCGCUCUGAACAAUCCAAAACUGGGCCGGGUUAACACGAACAUUCGCGGCUCCGAUGAAGAUAAAGCCAAAGGAAUGAAUCAAAGGCCAAUCUACGUCAGAGGAGCUAGUAUUCCGAAAUUAGACAUCGUGUGCGGAAACCAAUACGGAUUUAGUUACACCGGUGGACAUCCUGUAGAGCAUGACGCUGGUACACUGAACCCAAAGCCAAUGCGAAUCACGAGUCCGAGGGAAAUGAAUCUAGAGGAAGUAGAACCAAAGCGAGUCUGGACGAGGUCCGCCAUUAACGCUGCCAGCCUCGAUUUAAGUGCACCGAUUUCCGGAAGAAGUGCUCACCACUUCUAUUCCUAUGGAACCUCAGCAUUUAACCAUUUAUGAUAUUAUAUGAUUACUUGUUGAAAUUGUAACCUUUGUUUUCUGCUACGCUAUACACAAAUGUGUUCCCCUAUUAUGAUAGCUUAAAUGCGCAAUGUAUACUUACUUCAUAACAGCCAAAGGAUGCGUAUAUUGAUUGAGAUUUGGUAUUUUUUAUAUAUAUUAUAUAAUUUAUCAGACUGUUCUGUGAUAACAUAAUUAAACAUAUACAUGUACUAUGAAUAUAAGCAUUAGGAUAAAAGAGUAUUAAGUAUGAUUGAUAUGUUUCAUUCUUUAAAACUUAACAAAUGUAAGCCGAAUCAGCAUGCUUUUUAUCGAAAUAUCUUCACAUGGAAACAAAACAUCUCAACACACGAUCACUAGCUUGUUGAAAUAUUCAUAUCUAUAAAGAAAUGUUUGAAAUUAUUAGGAGAGUUUUGAUUGGCUACUUUUUAUUAGAGGAAAAUAUGUCUUGUUAGUUUGUUUGAUGGGGUACAGAAAUAACGGAAGUCAUUUAUACUAUUAUUAUGUGCUUUUGUUGUUUAUAUAAACCUCAUAAUACAAACUAACUCUACAUUUAUGCAUUAUAUUUAUAGUAUGCAAAAUUCAAAAUAUAUACAUCUUUAUAUUUUUCUUACAAAGUAAACCUCUGAAUAGCAAACGAUUAUAUUCAAUGGACCAAACGUUGGUAAUUGUGAAUAUUGGAGGAAUCGGCUUAGUAAGACUGGAAGAUAUUCAUUUUCACGAGCUAAAGAAAUGUGAUUUAACCAAAAAUGAAUAAAACGGAAAUACAUUGUUUGAAAUUGUACAACAUCCUAAUUAUGCCCCUGUUGCUUGAAAUCCCCCUGCUAUGAUCAAAACACUGAUGUGAAAACAUGUACAUAUUAUAUGUGUGUUUACUCCAUGCUAACACCCCCAAUUAAUACAAUAGUGUGAAUAUACCACCAAUGUGCAGUGUUUAUAAGCGUAUUAUCUCGGGCAAAUCAGUCCUGUUACUUGCUUAAACUCAAUGACGUUUCAUUUCCACUACUUACUAAGAUAUACGUAUAUAUUUAUACAAAAAUUACUGAAAUAAAUCCUAUUAUUGUUGUAUGUACCACG